AUGUCAAGUCUUGGAGGAGUUGGAAAAGUUCAACCUGCUAAUAAAGAUAUCAUGACCAUGGUAUUAAAGGUUAAAACUCAUGUAGAAACAAAACUUGGUCAACAAUAUCAUUGUUUUAGGGCAAUCUCUUUUAGACAACAAUUGGUAAAUGGAAUCAACUAUUUUGUAAAGGUUAAAGUAGGUGAAGGUGAAUAUGUACACCUUAGAAUUUACCAAGAUUUUAAAAAGACUAUCACUCGUCUUGAUGCAGUACAAGCUCAUAAAUCAGAAGAUUCUACUAUUGAGUUCUUUGACAUUGAUCCUUCUCUCUCUCAUUAA
This is a messenger RNA of Cavenderia fasciculata, 318 nucleotides long. It is a transcript of the gene cpiC, whose product is annotated as cystatin A3. The record is from RefSeq and is a predicted model, not a curated record. NCBI's taxonomy places the organism in Eukaryota, Evosea, Eumycetozoa, Acytosteliales, Cavenderiaceae. The transcript has 2 exons. Gene Ontology annotation, molecular function: cysteine-type endopeptidase inhibitor activity. Bases 1 to 318 code for a protein of 105 amino acids. Gene Ontology annotation, cellular component: cytosol.